UCGGUUUUUCACUGACGACGCCACUUUACUUUUUAAUUAUUGACUAUUGUAGUUAUUGUGGUAAUUUAAUAUAUUCAUCUUCGUCCUAAAUGGAUUCUCCUGAAAUGAUAUCGUCUAGUAACUCUCACACAGCGGAAGAUUCGAACGACUUAGGAAACACCGACAGUAUCAACAAGCUAUCGCGUGAUAAUAUUUCAAAAUUGCAGCAGCAAGUCAUUGCUAAUUUUCAAAAACCAAACUUACCCAAUGUAAAUGUGCCAGAGAGGAUAAUUAUUUGCCUCGAUGUUUGUUACGACGACAACAACUCCCUCUACCGGCUGGGCGACGGCACCACUUUCACACCGAUCAACAUGAUGAAGCGGAUUCUGGACUUCUUUUUACAUUCAAAGCAUGCAAUCAACAAACGAACGGAAUUUGCACUUUUGAUCAUGAAGGACACUGAACCACUUUGGGUCCAAAAUUUUACAAAUAAUUUAAAAGAUAUUUUUAACGCGAUCGAUUACAUAAAUGCUGAGGGUUGUACAGCCGAAACAUUUGAUUUCAAGAAGGUAUUCCAAAUUAUCAAGCAGAAAGUUGAAAUACCAGAGUAUAAACAAGAAGAGUGUAUUUUACCACCACCAUUUGUGGUCCGGAUGCUAGUUCUGUACGGGAGAUCAUUCUGCAUCCCACUCAUACCUCAAGAUGACUCAUAUUUCCUUUUCCUCAGGAAGCAGUUUUAUUUCUACAUAGACAUAUUGCUAGCACAUGAAGAAGAUUGUAGGGAAAACAAAUGUGAAGAGAUAUAUGAUGCACUCCAGGACUUGGAUAAUGGUUAUUCAUAUGUGUAUGAAGUGUCGAGGAAUGCAACCAAGAUCCAUGACUAUAAGCUGCUGGCGCACCCGCUCCAGAGGCCCCUGCAGCGGCUGGCCAACUACACUUUUGGAGUUAGACAAUAAACUAUAAGAAAAAGGA
This is a messenger RNA of Leguminivora glycinivorella, 951 nucleotides long. Its product is annotated as BRISC and BRCA1-A complex member 1-like. Gene Ontology annotation, biological process: protein K63-linked deubiquitination; positive regulation of DNA repair; double-strand break repair. Gene Ontology annotation, cellular component: BRISC complex; nuclear body; BRCA1-A complex. NCBI's taxonomy places the organism in Eukaryota, Metazoa, Arthropoda, Insecta, Lepidoptera, Tortricidae. The record is from RefSeq and is a predicted model, not a curated record.